Molecule: messenger RNA, 4348 nt
Organism: Acanthochromis polyacanthus (spiny chromis)
Lineage: Eukaryota; Metazoa; Chordata; Actinopteri; Pomacentridae
Gene: dnaaf11
Product: dynein axonemal assembly factor 11
Exons: 12
Coding region: 891-2279 (462 amino acids)
Biological process (GO): outer dynein arm assembly
Cellular component (GO): cytoplasm
Molecular function (GO): protein binding
Source: RefSeq, a predicted model, not a curated record
UUCAUGUUCGCUCUGUAAACCCCAGCUUCCAGGAAAAAGUGAACGUUUAUUUUAACGGGUUUUAACGAUUAAAAAUCCAUUGAAAACAGAACAAAUAACAACAAAACAAGCAAAAAAAAUCUCUUAAAAACAAAAACCACUAAACAAGAACAAUAUCUGUACAAAAACAAACGUACUAACCCCAAACAAAAAUAUCACCCCAAACAACAAAAAUCUGUAAAACAAACAACGGAAAAAGCAGCAUGACAAAUCUGUAGAGAAAAAGGAUAGAUUUUAAAAAGUCUGUACAGUCAAAAACAAAAAUUAUGUAUUUAUUUAUUUUUUAACAUGUUGGCUAGGUCAAAUCAAAAACACUUUUUACUAUUAUUUUUACAAUAUCUGACAGUAAAAUAGCACACAUUUAUGAAUUCAAAUCGACAAAAAAUUAUAGUAAUUAAAAAAAAAAAGUUGCCAUUAUUUGGAAGAGGAGUUGUGCAUAUUGAGGACUGAAAGAUGGUACAUUAUUUUUAAACUUAUUGAUGGGAGAUGUUUAAUCUUUUGAUAAUAUAAUAUACAAGGAAGGCAAGGCAAGGCAAGGCAAAUUUAUUUAUAUAGCACAUUUCAACAACGAGGCGAUUCAAAGUGCUUUACAAAGACAUUAAGAACAGAGGAUGACGAUUAUUAAAAGAAAAACAAAAGAAAACAUUUAUGAAAUCAUUAAAAAAAAUUGGAACGUACCUAAAGUUGCUCUUUUUUCAUCUCUUAGUAAAAUGCUGAAUCCUGAAUCUUGCUGACCUUUCCUCUCUGAACCACUUCUACUUCAGUUAGUCUGAUUAUAGUUGUAAAGUUUCCCACAGCACCUGACCGCAGCAGCAGCUCGGUUUCUACAGUAACGGCUGACAACAGAGAAGAUGGUUCACAUAACGGAGGAUCUGAUUCGCCGUCGUGCCGAACACAAUGACUGUGAGAUCUUCUCUCUGGAGGAAGUUUCUCUUCAUCAGCAGGACAUCGAGAGGAUCGAACACAUUGACCGCUGGUGCAGAGACCUGAAGAUCCUCUACCUGCAGAACAACCUCAUCCCCAGGAUAGAGAACGUCAGCCGCUUGAAGAACCUGGAGUAUCUGAAUCUGGCCUUGAACAACAUUGAAGUCAUUGAAAACCUGGAAGGCUGUGAGAGCCUCCAGAAGUUGGACCUGACGGUGAACUUCGUCGGUUGUCUGAGCAGCGUUGAGUCUCUGAGACACAAUGUCCACCUGACGGAACUUUUCCUGGUGGGGAAUCCCUGCACUGAGUUCCAGGGCUACCGGCAGUAUGUGGUGGCAGCUCUGCCUCAGCUGAAGUGGCUGGACGGGACGGAGAUCAGCCGGUCGGAGAGGAUUCGAGCCUCUCAGGGUCUGGAGGAGGUGAGGAUUCUGGUCGGCGAGCAGGAGGAGGAAUAUCUGAGGAGGAGAGUCCAGGAGAAGGAGGAAGCAGAGAGGAAGGCGGCAGGAAGCGAGAAGAAGAACCAGGAGAGGAAACCAGGCUUCGACCGCUGCUGGUACACCGACAUCACCAACACGACUCCAGGUUUGGAGGAGAACCAGGAGAACCCAGAGAGAGACGAGGAAGAAGAAGAGCGAGAGUUCUGGGGAACUCCGUGUCCGUUCACCCCUGAAUCUCGUCUGGAGGCUCAUCGACACCUGGAGCAGAAGAGGAAGGAGAAGGAGAUGAAGACGGAGAAGAAGCCGAAGGCGGCGAGGACGUUGAUCACCGCCGACGGACGAGUCCUGAACGUCAACGAGCCAAAGCUGGAUUUCUGUCUAACUGAAGAUGAUGAGGCCAGCGUGAUUAUCUUGGACCUGGCAGUGUUCAGACACCUGGACACCUCCCUGAUCGACGUGGACGUUCAGCCGACGUACGUCCGAGUCGCAGUCAAAGGCAAGAUAUUUCAGAUGGUGCUGCCGGCCGAAGUGAAGCCCGACAGCUCGACGGCUCGGAGGUCCCAAACCACCGGACACCUGGUCCUGACGCUGCCGCUGGCCCAAGGUGAAAUCAAAGUGGUAAAGAUCAUCCAACGUCCGCCCAGAAACAGUGGAAACAGACGCUGCAGCUCGCCGCAGGACAAUAAAAGGAAUAAAAACGAUCUUCCUGAGAGGCUGGAGGUUGAUCCCAGUAAACGAACAUCCUUCGACAUCGCCAACAUCGUUCAACGGCGAAGCACCAAAGAAGGUCCGCUGGAAGUAAACAGGACGACUCCACCUGAAGCCGAUCAUUUGUCUGAAGGUUUCAUAGACGAUCCAGACGUUCCACCGCUCAUAUAAGACGAUAAGGAUCCUUUAAGCACCAGCAGCACACAGACUUUAAUUAAAACAUGAUGUUUAUGGAGGUAAAACACUCAAGCCAACAGACUGUACAGAUAAUAGCAACCACUUACAUGAUACAACAAGACUUUUAGAAAUAAUCACAACUUUACAGAACUUUUCCUUUCAAACCCAGCAUUUAGUUCCCACAAACUUCCUUCAGAUGGAAAAUCAUCCAGAUGAAAACUGUGAAUCAAACACCGUAGAUGUCAUCGCUAAAGUUCAGGUAAAUGUUGGUUCUGCUCUUCUUACAUCAUUUCACAUGUUAAAAAUAAAAUAUCCAGAGCAACACCCAAAGCUGUUGAAGUGUUCUCGGGACUGGUUUAUGUUUGGUUCCGGUCUUCAUUCUCCUGAUUCUGGAUGUGGUUUAGAGUUGGUUUAGGAUUUAUUUAGAAUUGAUUUUGCUCUGGAUCUGGUCCUGAAUGAGAACUGGUUUCAGACUGUGCUCUGACUGGUUCUAAAUAUUUUUUGGACUGGUUUAAGGUUUGACUUUGGUCCUGGUUUUAGACCUUUUAAUGACUAGUUUAGGACUGGUUUCAGACUGUAUGUUGGACUGGUUUUGAACUUUCUUGGGACUGGUUUAUGUUUGGUUUCAGUCUUGGUUCUGGGUGUGAUUUAAAGCUGGUUUAGGAUUUAUUUUACUCUGGCUCUGGUCCUGGAUGAGGACUGGUUUCAGACUUACUUGGAUUUUUUUAGGAGUAGUUUAGGUUUGGUUUUGUCAUGAUUUUGAACUGUUUUUUGACUUUUCUGGGACUGGUUUCUGGUUCUGAACAUUUUUUGGGCUGGUAUAGGUUUGAUUUUGGUCCCGGUUUUAGACCUUUUUCAGACUGUCUAGUGUGGUUCAUAGACUUUUUUUUUAAUCCCAAGAACACCAAACCUACCAUCAAGCAUGGUGGUGGCAGUAUCGUGCUCUGUGGAACUGCAGUUUUCCACAAAGUAAAUGGAAUAAUGAAGAAGAAGGAUCACCUCCACGUUCUUCAGGAGAACCUAAAACCAUCAGCAGAAGGUUGAUCUUGGACACCGUUGGAUGGACAGUGUUAGGAGUGAUGGAGGCUGCUGUGGUAGAAAGAGACGACUGGAAAAUGAAACGGAAAGACCAGAUCAUCAAAGGAGCGUUCAUCAGAAGCAUGUGGUGGAAUUUUUAUCAGAACUUGGUCCUCAGGCUGCUUUGACAUGGAGGUGAAUCAGCCGUUACAUGAAGUCUUGGUUGCUGUUGACUCACUGAAGCUUCUGACUGGACUUUGACGAUAUCCAUGAUUACAUCUUAGCUGGAUUCAGUCUGAGAAUCUACAGCAUCACACUGACCAGUUCAAACCUAAUUUCCCAACGAUGUAGAUGUGUUAAAUUGAGGGAAAUUAAAGAUGUCUUGAGGUACAAUUAAACUGUGGAUCUCUGAAACUGGAUGUAACACCAGUUACGAUUCAGCUGCAGAUAUCUGAAGCUAAUUAUCUGACGUGGGAAACACAGGGAUUAUCCAGAAGGAAUGACAUAAUCGAUGCCUGAAAUAUUCUCUUUUUAACUAUUUAAAUCACAGAAAUCUGCAGUAGAAUCCAGUGUAGCUGGAAGUGAAGUUGAUUUCCAACAAAGUUUCUUGUGCAGAUGUUGGUGCAGCAGCAGGAAGCGUAAAAUCGAUGAUCUGAGCUGAGUUCUGCUGCUCCUGCUGCUCUUCGCCCUGCUGUGUUUUCUGUUUUCUUGUGAAGCUCUGAGACAGAAACUCUGCCAGCCUUCUUCGGGCCCAGAGGACGGCGGUCCAAACACAUUCUGAGGCGCCUCCAAACUCGGCUGAAGUCUCAGGGGUCCAAGUUGUCACCUCGAGAAGCUCUGAGGUCACGACUCCACAGCAGCAGAGGAAUCAUGUUUCCCUCAACAGCCUCGAAGUUCUUUUAUUGUCCAGCUUCUAUAUUUGGGCUCCUGCCGCCCGGGAGAUUCCUACAUUUGUGAUUGUUGCAGGAAAAACAGCAGAAAGUACAGAAAUACUGAAAUCUAAUCCUCUAACUGAGAUUUAAAUAAAGACUUUCAUGUAAAAUCUG